Molecule: messenger RNA, 750 nt
Organism: Sciurus carolinensis (gray squirrel)
Lineage: Eukaryota; Metazoa; Chordata; Mammalia; Rodentia; Sciuridae
Product: high mobility group protein B3-like
Exons: 2
Coding region: 1-750 (249 amino acids)
Biological process (GO): regulation of transcription by RNA polymerase II
Cellular component (GO): nucleus
Molecular function (GO): DNA binding, bending
Source: RefSeq, a predicted model, not a curated record
AUGACCAGUAAGCACAGGAAAAGAUGCUCCCCAUCAUCAGCUCUCCAGGAAAUGCCCAUCGAAAUUCCAUUGUGGGGAUCCCGCCGGACAAUCAGGCAGCUCCCAUGGAGGCAGCUAGUGGGAGGCACGGUGGUGCCCUGCACUGCCCUGACUAGCAAACAAUACAGGUGGGUGGCUAAAGGUGACCCCAGGAAACCAAAGGGCAAGAUGUCUGCUUAUGCCGUCUUUGUGGAGACUUGCAGAGAAGAACAUAAGAGAAAUCCAGAAGUCCCUGGCAGUUUUGCAGAAUUUUCCAAGAAGUGUUCUGAGAGGUGGAAGACAAUGUCUGGGAAAGAGAAAUCUAAAUUUGAUGAAAUGGCAAAGGCGGAUAAAGUACGCUGUGAUCAGGAAAUGAAGGAUUAUGGACCAGCUAAGGGAGGCAAGAAGAAAAAGGACCUUAAUGCCCCCCAAAGAUCACCACCUGUAUUUUUCCUAUUCUGUUCAGAAUUCAGGCCCAAGAUCAAAUCCAUACAUCCUGGUAUCUCCAUUGGAGAUACCAAUGUGGCAAAAAAGCUGGGUGAGAUGUGGAAUAACUUAAGUGACAGCAAAAAGCAGCCAUACAUCACUCAGGCCACAAAGCUGAAGGAGAAAUACGAGAAGGAUGUUGCUGACUGUAAGUCUAAAGGAAAGUUUGAAGGUACUAAGGGUCCUGCUAAAGUUGCCCAGAAAAAGGUAGAGGAGGAAGACAAAGAGGAGGAGGAGGGCGAAUAA